Rodentolepis nana is the source of this 1365-nucleotide messenger RNA. Lineage: Eukaryota; Metazoa; Platyhelminthes; Cestoda; Cyclophyllidea; Hymenolepididae. The record is from the annotation of a GenBank genome assembly.
AUGGCGAGUCAGCAGAAUGACCCCUUGACCUUCAAAUCUUGGGGUGAAAAUUGUACCUCCCUCUGGGAAUCACUUGCAAAUGGAUCAAUUACACAGGAUCAAUUCCUCGGCAGCUGCAAACCCCAGGUGGACAUUGGAGUGGGGAAGGUUAUACUCACGAUUCUCCUCAGUAUUUUACUCAUCGGCACAGCUGGUGGAAAUAUACUUGUCAUUAUUGCCAUCCUGAUUGUUAAAAAGCUACGAUCACCAACCAACCUGCUCAUUGUCAGUCUUGCGGUCACUGACUUCAUGGUCAGUAUUCUUGUCCUUCCAUUCGCUAUUGCUUAUCAGAUUUUCGAGUACUGGCCCUUCCAACAGGCAAUUUGUGACCUCUAUUCCAUAUCAGAUCUUCUUCUCUGUACACUGUCUAUUUUGAGUCUUUGUACUAUAUCAAUUGAUCGGUAUAUGGCAAUUACUAAGCCAUUCCAAUAUGCACCGAAACGGACCCCUAAGAGAAUGUUUAUUAUGAUUUUGAUAUCGUGGCUUCUAUCAGCAGCGAUUAGCAUAUCACCUAUAUUUGGAUGGGAACAGCAAAAUGCUCCAUUUUUUUGCAAUUAUAAUAUGGAUUUAACUUUUCAAAUCUAUGCAACGCUAACGGCUUUCUACAUUCCUUUAACAGUUAUGCUUGUUCUCUAUGGAAAGAUAUUAGUUCUGGCGAAACAAAUGGCAAUAGCGGAUGCUCAGAUUGCACGGAAAUGUAGCACGGAUACCCAAACGAGAAAUUCUUCACUUCCAGAGAGCACCGAUUGGAAUAGAUCCUCAAUAAGUCCUCCAGGAAAUAAUUGUUCAAAUUCACAAUUUUACAGCGAUUUGAAGGACAACUGGGAUGGGGCUCCAGGGGAAGGUAAGUCACGACAGAGCGUAGUGAGCUUCAGACCUUCUCCAGUCGUGAUGCGCACAAAUCGAGAUCCAAUGAAGAGUAGGAAGGUGAACAGCAUGAUGACGUUUACCAGACGAUCGCAAUCAGACGUUGUAAAUAAUGGAAGAUCGUCGGAAUGUAGUGGAAGUGUGGGCGAUAGGAACGCAAGAACUAUUAGAAAACGACAUAUCCAAAAUGAAGACGAUGAGGAUGAUGAAGACCAAAUGAGUAAGAGGAAGUUUGGGACUAGUGUGGAAAUAACCCCAGGACAUGCGGUAUUUCCGAGUGAAGACAAGGAAUUCGAAACAGAAACAAAGUUCCAUCCUCCGGAGAGCAAUAGUAAACUCCAAGAUCAGCAACCAAUGAUGUGCUACAUUCCUGGGAUUGCUCUUCCAGGAUAUCAACUUCCUUAUCCAUAUCCUUUUCCCUUACCUCAAGGAUACCCUUUUCACGGUAAAAGGAAGUAG